Molecule: messenger RNA, 3665 nt
Organism: Meleagris gallopavo (turkey)
Lineage: Eukaryota; Metazoa; Chordata; Aves; Galliformes; Phasianidae
Gene: OTOP1
Product: otopetrin 1
Biological process (GO): inner ear morphogenesis; proton transmembrane transport
Cellular component (GO): membrane
Molecular function (GO): proton channel activity
Source: RefSeq, a predicted model, not a curated record
AGCGAGGCCGGCUGCCCGCAGCGAGCAGCUGGGAGAUGGAGAAAGCCGGGGGUUCGUCCUCCGCGGGAGGCAGCUACCCGCAGAAAAACGCCGAGAUCCUCAGCAGCCAGUACGGCAUCAACCUGUUCCUGGCCGGGCUGCUGCUCACUUUCGCCUGGGCUGUGCACGCCGUUGGUAUCAGCAAGAGCCACCUGCUCUCCUACCUCAUCACGCUGAUGCUUGUUCAGCUGCUGUGGAUGCUGUGGUACCUGUGCAGGAGCUGCACGCAAAGGAGGCUGAUCCGAGACAAGGACACACAUGCCGGAGCCCGCUGGCUGAAGUGUGGAAUUACAUUAUUUGCAGUGAUUACUUUAAUUCUGGACUCCUUUAAAAUUGGAUACUAUAUUGAUUUUUCAAACUGUUUGUCACCAACUGAAGGCAUCUUUCCUGUUACACAUGCAGCACACACCAUCUUACAGGUAUACUUUCUUUGGUGUCACGCAAAGGAUAUUAUCCAGUCUUUCAAAACACUUGAAAGGUUUGGGGUUAUCCAUUCUGUGUUCACAAAUUUACUCUUGUGGACAAAUGGAGUGUUAACAGAGUCGAAGCAUCAACUGAAUGAACAUAAGGAAAGACUAAUCACACUUGGCUUUGGGAAUAUAACAAUAGUUUUAGAUGACCAUGCUCCUCAAUGCAAUUGUACAACAACAACUCUCUGUUCAAUAUUUUCUCAAGGAAUAUAUUACCUGUACCCCUUUAAUAUAGAAUACCACAUUCUAGCAUCCACAAUGCUCUAUGUCCUGUGGAAGAACAUCGGCCGCAAAGUAGAACACCAUCAGCAAUACAAAACUCCAUUCAAAUUCCACGGCAUAACCAUUGGGAUGAUUUUUGGACUAAUUGUGUUAACUAGCACAAUAGCAAUUGUUGUGGUAUAUUUAAUCCAGAUUGGACGUUCGAAAAUCAAAAGCGAGUUAGCACUGACAAUGUUUUACCUCCAUGCAAUCUUUGUGCUGGCUCUCAUGUGCACAGCUGGAGUCAUUGCCCUGCUGAUCUACAGACUGGACGAUAGAUCAUUGGACAACUCCAAAAAUCCUGCUCGAAAGCUGGAUGCAGAGCUGCUGGUCGGCACAGCUGCUGGGUCCUGGCUCCUAUCCUGGGGCUCCAUCCUAGCAAUUAUCUGUGCUCAGGCUCACCCCAAAUACACCUGGUAUAAUCUGCCCUAUUCCAUCCUGGUCAUCAUUGAGAAAUACAUUCAGAAUCUCUUUAUCAUUGAAUCCAUACAUCGUGAGCAGGAAAAGGUGAAUGAUGAUGUUAAAACCCUUCGAAUAGUGACAGUGUCUCGAGGGAGCACUUUGACACUUACACCCUCAUACAAGGAGAUUUACAAUGGCCACACUGCCCAGGAUGCCGGGGAGUUGCCGUGCCUGUUCCAUGGCAGCAUCUGUGCCAGAGAACGUGUUGGGAGCAGUGGUGACAAUGAAGGGACAAGUCAGGGAGGUGGUUCGGGCAUGCAUUUUGCCUCUGAGUUCUCCCUUUGCAGCAGGAGCUCGGUGGCUGACAACAAGAGGAGAAUUCUGAAGAACAUUGCUGCAUUUUUAUUCCUCUGCAACCUUUCGCUUUGGAUACCACCGGCCUUUGGGUGCCGCCCAGAAUACGACAAUGGGCUGGAAGAAAUCGUUUUUGGCUUUGAACCUUGGAUAAUUGUUGUGAACCUUGCGAUGCCUUUUUCUAUUUUCUACCGGAUGCAUUCAGCUGCCUCACUCUUUGAAGUCAAUUGCAAAACAUAGAUCAUACAUGGUCCCUCAGUGAACAAUUGAUUGAAUAAUUAAUUAAACAAAUAACAGAUGAAAGAGUGGAUGAAAGAGUGAGCUUAGCAAUAGCUGCUCUACAGAUAGAAGGUUCAAUAAAUAUGUCUACAAGAAGGGACCAUAGCUAGUAGCAUGUAAUAUUUUUUUAUUUUUUAUCUGUGCAUUUCGUUACAUAUGUAGUGUUAUGAUUUAGACUUUUCAAAAUCAUAUUAGUGUUAACUGUACAUAGUCAAGUUAAUUUAAUCUAAUUAAUCUUUGUUUUGGUCAUCAGCGAUUUGCCCUGAGUUUGAAUAGUUUGUAUUGCUCUUUUUUUCAUUUACUGUGGCCUCUGAAAGUUGUUUAAAAAAGGAAAAAACAACUGCUUGACUUCUGAGGGAAAUUCCCAAGGACUGCUGUACCAACUGAUGUCCCUGAGUCACGGAUGCUCUGAAAACCCCGCUUUUUAAUUCCUAGACACAUUUUUUAUAGUAAAACAUGAAAAUAUUUUCUGCUUUGUGGGGUUAUGGGAAUUAUAUUAAACUUUCUGAAUAUUGGUGGAAAAUCAAUAUUUAACUCUUUUUUUUUUCCUAACUAUAUGGCAUGAAAUCCAAAUGACUAACAUGUAGGUUAGAUACCAUGCUUUGUAUAACUUCUUCUGAUAAAAUAUAUUCCUAUUAAUGCAUCUCUCUUGUCUUGUAAUUACUCUAUGACAUAACUGUGAAGUAAAGUUUUUUCUUCUAUUCUUUAUUCACACAUCCUUGAAAUGUUUUGAAAGAGAAAAAUCUAGUCUUGUAGCUUAAAUUACAUUUGUUCUGUUGCCAUAAUGCUUUAAAUUCCCUGUACAAUUUCUCUUAGUAGCUGCUAAUUUCUUUUUACUUCAUUCUCUUGGUUGGAAGGUAACCAUAUAUACUCCUGCAGGGGUCUGGUAGAACGCAGCUUUCAGCUGUUUUGUUCACAAUCACGGAUCAGAACGGAAAUUUUGGCUUUGUACCACUAGAGGGCAAACACAGACCAUUACCUGAUGCCUUCUAGGAGUUUCUUCAUAUAGUAGUUAAAUUUCGAAUUAUUCUGUGGCAAAUACAGCCAUAACAUACCUAGGAGCUCUGUUACCUGCUUUACCUGAUGCAAAACCCAUAUCAAGUAAAGCAACCUGAAGUCUGAAUUAGGUUCACCAUCACUGAGGUUGAGCAUGAGAACACCUGUGUUCCUGCAGAGCAAUUUCAGCUCCUUAGAAGCACCCCUGAUCACAUCAUUGUAACCUCUGCCUCUUUCUGGUGCCGCUUGUUGUGCUCGUUUAUCACACUGCUAUUGGUUUCUGCCCUCCUUUUCUCUCGUAGCCUUUUCUAUCUUUCCCCUGGAACACAGUACCUCAUCUCACCUUCUUUCACACUCCUUUCAUGAAGCUCUCACCACUUGGUUCUCUCAGACCAGUUUCAUUUCAAGCAGAAUGAAUAGGGCAAGCUGGAACAUCAAAUAAAGCUUUCUUCUUCCUUCCAUACCAAGGCUGGACCAACUUUCCAGCUACUUCUGGUAUUGGAGAAAACUCAUUUUGCUAGUAGCCCCACAAAUUCCAUUUCAACCUUUGAACAACAACAAAGAUUGGUUAAGGAAAGAUUCCUUUGGCUUCCGCUGUUUGUGGGAUGGGUUGCAUGUCAUUCUUCAGCCAAAAGUGGUGCUCUUUCACUCACUUCUAACACUUGUGUUCAGCCAAAGCAGAGCUCACUAAUCCCUAGGGCCAGAAAAGGAUCCAUAUGCUGAAAUGGGAACACUUGGCACACAUUUGGAAUUUUCAAAAAUAAAUAACAUUAGCAUCUUUGUCUGUCAUUACUUAGUCUUCUCUUUUUCUCAACAUCACUACUGAAAUAAUUUCAUUUGCCCACGGUAUUAAAUUGAUUUUUA